Messenger RNA from Penicillium canescens, 2148 nucleotides. RefSeq names its product M3 family metallopeptidase. Gene Ontology annotation, molecular function: metalloendopeptidase activity. The transcript is spliced from 5 exons. Lineage: Eukaryota; Fungi; Ascomycota; Eurotiomycetes; Eurotiales; Aspergillaceae. Gene Ontology annotation, biological process: peptide metabolic process; proteolysis. Gene Ontology annotation, cellular component: mitochondrial intermembrane space. Bases 26 to 2137 code for a protein of 703 amino acids. The record is from RefSeq and is a predicted model, not a curated record.
AUCUAAAAUCUCUGAUCCCAAAACCAUGACUAUUCUUGCAUCACAGCCACUUCCUGGCUUAAUAAGAGCCGAAGACGUCCUUCCUACAAUGACAAAUAUUGUAGCGAGAUACCGGGCCGCUCUUGAUACCGUCGCUAGGGACGUGGACCCCACAACAGCUUGCUUUGCCAAUACUGUCCAACCUCUGAUUGAAGUCGAGAACGAAAUGCAAGGGAAACUAGCUAUGGUUGCUAUGUUGCGAUACGCUUCUCCUGAGAAAGCCGCCAGAGAAGCUUCCGAGGAAGCCUUGCAAUUAUUCUCUGAGGCCGAGUCAAACUUCGUAGCUAGGGAGGAUCUCUACCUGCUUGUCAAGGCAGUUAGAGAUAAGGCCGAGCCACUGGACUUUGAGUCCCAGAAAUACUUAGACGAGCUUCUGAAAGACUACACGAGAUGUGGACAUGGCUUGCUGCGGGUCGAGGAUAUCGAGCAAUAUCUAAACUCGAGAAACACGAUCGAUAUGUUGCGGCGGAAUUUCAUCAGAAACCUUACGGACAACGUCGGAGGCAUAUGGCUUACCGAAUCAGACCUCGAAGGAGUUCAUGAUGCUGACAUGCUUCGCUUCCAUAGAAAGUCCGAGAGGCCUGCAAAUGAUUACUUUAUCCCCUUCACAAAGCACGACGUGGCUACGGUUUUGAAGUACGCUAAAAUUCCGGCCACUAGAAAGCGUCUCUAUACCGCUAAUGACAAGAAAGCGGAGGAGAAUGUUAGCAUCUUUAAGGAUGUGAUUCUGCGUCGUGAUAACAAUGCUCGUAUGCUAGGCUAUCCUAGCCAUGCUGCAUUCAGGCUGGAGAAGCGAGUGGCCAAGACUACCGCCUGGGUGCACCAUUUCUUGGAUAAUCUACAGGAUAUCCUCCUUCCAAAAGGAAGGAAGGAGAUGGAGUUCCUACUGAAACGAAAGAGAAAUUACCUCCGCCACUCGAAAUAUCCAGACGAGCACCCUGAUAUUAUGCCUCCAUGGGACUUCAAGUUCUACAUCCGCCUGGCCGAAGAAGAGUUGGACGUCCAGCAUAAGAAAAUUGCAGAAUACUUCCCACUUCAAACUGUCAUCGCCUCUAUGCUAAGACUCUUUGCCCAUUGCCUUCGGCUACGGUUUGAGAGUGUCGCGCCGGAACACUUGGCGCAUUCAAGUUGGCACGAAGAUGUCGAGGCAUGGUCGGUAUGGGAUGAGAGUUCAGAUGCCAGAGGCUCGUUUAUCGGCCAUCUCUACGCCGACCUACUCUCUAGGCCGAAUAAAUAUCGCGGCUCACAGGACGUUAACAUCCAGUGUUCAUAUAUCCAAGGUGAUGGUAACCGGGUAUACCCUACUACGUUACUAAUGUGUAGUUUUCCUCGCCCUACGGCAACUGCCUGCGCAUUACUAGAGCACAAAGACGUGGUCUCUCUCUUCCACGAGCUUGGGCACGGAAUGCAUGAUUUACUGGCAAGGACAAAAUAUACCCGUUUCCACGGAUGGCGAGCUCCUCCUGAUUUUGCUGAAGCUCCUAGCGUAAUGCUAGAGAAUUGGUGCUGGAUAAAGGAUGAGCUUAGACAAAUGAGCUGCCACUACACUAGCCUGGACUCCAAGUUGUUAGAGGACUGGCAGUUACGCCACCCAGGACUACCAGUUCCCCCAACUCAGAUUCCGGACGAACUGCUAGACCCCCUUGUUGAAAGCCGCAAUCACAAUAGGGCUCUAUGGCUACUAAGUCAACUGGCUGUGUCUCGCUUUGAUAUGGAGGUACAUGAUCUACCUAGUCACGAAGCCUGUGAGGCAAUGGACCCGACGACGCUCUUUAACCAGGUCGACGAGAAGUUAACCCUCCAGCCAAUCCCGGACAGGGAGGAUCGAGGGCACCCUCACGUGCACUUCGGCCAUCUCCUUUCUGGGUACGAUGCAGGCUAUUACUCUUAUCUUAGUGCCCAAGUCUUCGCCGCAGACUUGUUCGAAUCGACUUUUGCUGCUAACCCACGGUGCCAGUUAGCCUGGGAAAGAUAUCGUAGAGGGGUGCUCGAGUACGGCGGUAGCCGGGAUGAGCUGCAGAUGCUGCAUGAGUUCCUCGGCCGGCCGCCUAAUCCGUAUGCAUUGCUCCGAAGCCUGUUGCCGAGCAAAGUGGGGUAGUAAAAUACGCC